AUGGUCUCAGAGAGAGAGAGAGAGAGAGAGAAAAGAAAGAGAGAGAAAGAGAGAGAGAGAGAGAGAGGAAAGAGAGAGAGAGAGAGGGCAGAGACCGAGAGAGCGCGCCCGCCAGACGAGGCAGAGACCGAGAGAGCGCGCCCGCCAGACGAGGCAGAGACCGAGAGAGCGCGCCCGCCAGACGAGGCAGAGACCGAGAGAGCGCGCCCGCCAGACGAGGCAGAGACCGAGAGAGCGCGCCCGCCAGACGAGGCAGAGACCGAGAGAGCGCGCCCGCCAGACGAGGCAGAGACCGAGAGAGCGCGCCCGCCAGACGAGGCAGAGACCGAGAGAGCGCGCCCGCCAGACGAGGCAGAGACCGAGAGAGCGCGCCCGCCAGACGAGGCAGAGACCGAGAGAGCGCGCCCGCCAGACGAGGCAGAGACCGAGAGAGCGCGCCCGCCAGACGAGGCAGAGACCGAGAGAGCGCGCCCGCCAGACGAGGCAGAGACCGAGAGAGCGCGCCCGCCAGACGAGGCAGAGACCGAGAGAGCGCGCCCGCCAGACGAGGCAGAGACCGAGAGAGCGCGCCCGCCAGACGAGGCAGAGACCGAGAGAGCGCGCCCGCCAGACGAGGCAGAGACCGAGAGAGCGCGCCCGCCAGACGAGGCAGAGACCGAGAGAGCGCGCCCGCCAGACGAGGCAGAGACCGAGAGAGCGCGCCCGCCAGACGAGGCAGAGACCGAGAGAGCGCGCCCGCCAGACGAGGCAGAGACCGAGAGAGCGCGCCCGCCAGACGAGGCAGAGACCGAGAGAGCGCGCCCGCCAGACGAGGCAGAGACCGAGAGAGCGCGCCCGCCAGACGAGGCAGAGACCGAGAGAGCGCGCCCGCCAGACGAGGCAGAGACCGAGAGAGCGCGCCCGCCAGACGAGGCAGAGACCGAGAGAGCGCGCCCGCCAGACGAGGCAGAGACCGAGAGAGCGCGCCCGCCAGACGAGGCAGAGACCGAGAGAGCGCGCCCGCCAGACGAGGCAGAGACCGAGAGAGCGCGCCCGCCAGACGAGGCAGAGACCGAGAGAGCGCGCCCGCCAGACGAGGCAGAGACCGAGAGAGCGCGCCCGCCAGACGAGGCAGAGACCGAGAGAGCGCGCCCGCCAGACGAGGCAGAGACCGAGAGAGCGCGCCCGCCAGACGAGGCAGAGACCGAGAGAGCGCGCCCGCCAGACGAGGCAGAGACCGAGAGAGCGCGCCCGCCAGACGAGGCAGAGACCGAGAGAGCGCGCCCGCCAGACGAGGCAGAGACCGAGAGAGCGCGCCCGCCAGACGAGGCAGAGACCGAGAGAGCGCGCCCGCCAGACGAGGCAGAGACCGAGAGAGCGCGCCCGCCAGACGAGGCAGAGACCGAGAGAGCGCGCCCGCCAGACGAGGCAGAGACCGAGAGAGCGCGCCCGCCAGACGAGGCAGAGACCGAGAGAGCGCGCCCGCCAGACGAGGCAGAGACCGAGAGAGCGCGCCCGCCAGACGAGGCAGAGACCGAGAGAGCGCGCCCGCCAGACGAGGCAGAGACCGAGAGAGCGCGCCCGCCAGACGAGGCAGAGACCGAGAGAGCGCGCCCGCCAGACGAGGCAGAGACCGAGAGAGCGCGCCCGCCAGACGAGGCAGAGACCGAGAGAGCGCGCCCGCCAGACGAGGCAGAGACCGAGAGAGCGCGCCCGCCAGACGAGGCAGAGACCGAGAGAGCGCGCCCGCCAGACGAGGCAGAGACCGAGAGAGCGCGCCCGCCAGACGAGGCAGAGACCGAGAGAGCGCGCCCGCCAGACGAGGCAGAGACCGAGAGAGCGCGCCCGCCAGACGAGGCAGAGACCGAGAGAGCGCGCCCGCCAGACGAGGCAGAGACCGAGAGAGCGCGCCCGCCAGACGAGGCAGAGACCGAGAGAGCGCGCCCGCCAGACGAGGCAGAGACCGAGAGAGCGCGCCCGCCAGACGAGGCACGAUUGAGACGGGAUGCUCCAAUCCAGAAAGCGGGGGGAGGGGGGCCUGACACGCACGCCAUUCGGCCCCUCGAGCCUGCUCCAUCCUCCACUCCCACUUUGCUGCCCCCCUUUCCCCUCGAUUCCCUUCCUGAUUUGGAGAAGCAGCAAAAAAUCUAUCUCAGCCUCGGCAGCCCCCUGCCGUGA
Molecule: messenger RNA, 2157 nt
Organism: Hemiscyllium ocellatum (epaulette shark)
Lineage: Eukaryota; Metazoa; Chordata; Chondrichthyes; Orectolobiformes; Hemiscylliidae
Exons: 4
Coding region: 1-2157 (718 amino acids)
Source: RefSeq, a predicted model, not a curated record